This is a messenger RNA of Fusarium pseudograminearum CS3096, 3537 nucleotides long. RefSeq lists its product as uncharacterized. The transcript has 6 exons. The coding region runs from base 1 to 3537 and encodes 1178 amino acids. NCBI's taxonomy places the organism in Eukaryota, Fungi, Ascomycota, Sordariomycetes, Hypocreales, Nectriaceae. Gene Ontology annotation, molecular function: ATP hydrolysis activity; ATP binding. The record is from RefSeq and is a predicted model, not a curated record.
AUGAGCUCACCGGCUGACAACUCAUCAACCGCUGAGUCACACAAAGACGGUGGUGAGCAGAACACACCAAAUGAACACAAAAGCAAAAAUCAAGAUGAGGCAACAGACGAAACGACGCAAGACUCCCAGUCGCUGGAGCAGAGGUUCGCCGCAAUGGAAUCCAGAAUGAAAAUUGUUGACAAUGCCUUCAAUCUUGGCCAAGCCACAGACGUGUUCGUGAAGCAAGAAUUUGGUAAUGACAUUUCAUUGGAUUUAAUGUCACCGGAAGAGGUCAAACAGUUUCAUUCAGCUGAGCUUCAGUUCUACUGGGAUGCUAUGUUUUUCAUGACAAGGAUUAGGCGCUCGAAUGAACGGAUACUGGGGAUGGAGAAACUUAUCAAAUCAACACGGGAUGCAGAAGCAGCAACAAAGUCGAACAUCUUUGCGGAGCAGGUGUCAGAAACUUCGAAAACCAUUAGCAUGGAAGCCUUUCUGAACGGAGUUCGGGCUCAAGCUCUCCGAGUCGAUUGGGAAGUCUUCAUCGCUAGCAAAAAGGGCCUCGACGAAUCUAUACUUGCCCCUAUAGAGGUUGUUUCUUCUGAUCCGGAACCACAAGUCAUACUUCGACUCGAUCUCCCCCAUGCUGGGGGUUCUACUAUGGCAAAGUCUGCUAGUCAUCGUCCCACGGAAAAGACGAUCUGGGGGCAGGACCAAAACUCACAUGGCGAAAUAUCAUUACCUGAGAGGAUUAAGAUCCACUCAAAUCCACUGGUAGCCAUCUUCUGUAAGAUUAUGGAAGAGACCCAAUGGGGCUUGGCUAAGGAUCAAUCAAUGGUAUUUUUACGACCAUUCAAACAGUUGGUCUACUAUGAAGAGAAGCUAAGGGAGCACCUUUCAACACUGGAGAAACAGUUUGAAGGCUUUGAUGGAACGCAACGUAUGCCAGCGACACCAGAGGUGUACGACGGUGGCGAUCUGAUGAUUGGGAAAUCUGAGAAACCUCCCGAAUCUGACUUUGCCAAAGAUAUUCCUGUCAAGGGAGCUGAUGAGAUAGAACCACCAUCAAACGACAAUCAAUUCCAGAUACCACAGAACGGAGGUGCGAGUGGAGACGUUGAAGGUGAAGAGAAGCUUGGCUCUGUAACGGGGCUGCUUCACUUGCGGUGUUUAAUGGAUUUCUAUGACAAUACCAUUAAGUCAAAGCUCAAACAUGUGGACAGCCCCGACUGUACGAGCAUCUCUUUUAAUGAUCUUUGGCAUUUGUACAAGCCUGGGACCCGAGUUAUCGAUCAGAAGGAGAAACAAGCAUACAUCGUACUUCGCAUCCAGACACCACGUCACAUGGUGGAAGACCUUUGGCUUCGAUGGAACAAGAAACGGGCGAGUAAGGAAGACAGCAGUGACGAUGAUGAAGAAGAGGACGAAUUCCCAGUUCUUCUGCAUUGCGUGUACAUUGAUUUUGACGGGAAACAAUUUGGUCCCGUUUCAAAAACAUUCAAGAUACCGCAGUAUGGAGGACUCAAGGACAUUAGAUCAUUACCUGUCUAUCCUUUUCGUUAUGCAAAAACCAUCGAUCUUCAUGAUAAGCUUAAAAAACACGGGAAGAUGCUCCUUGACAUUUCAAGGUUCAAGCCUAUGUAUUACAUGGGCUAUACCUUGGAUACGCGGGACGAGAUCGACAGCCAGGUUGUGGUGGAUUUCAACGAGGCCCUAGCAGACGAGACAAGGAGGAAGAAGUGGGAACCCACCAUCGCACCUGUGAGCACUGCUCCCGAUGACAGGGAUGAAGAUUAUUGUGCAGCGCCUUGCUGCGAUGGCCAAGCCAUACACGAUGGCGAACACAUCGACAGCACGUUAACUGAAAACUUUGUUCGGAGCCUUGUCCCAACGACAUCUUUGCGGGCACCUUCCCUCUUGCUUUCUCCGAGGCCACUCGAAGAUAUCCCAAGGGAUGGACAGGGGCUCAGUGAUGACGAGCUGAUAGUUAUGACAUAUCGAGUAUUUGGAUUCGUGCUUCGCAGUCGCAAAUGGGCUCAACUCGAUCUUAACUUUUUACGUUACGAAGACGUUGACGCGCGAACUCUAUCUGUGAAAGCGUUUAACAGGCUUGAGUUGCCAGACGGCCAUCGUGAAAUGGUCAAGUCGCUUGUAGUGCAGCACUUUCGCUCGAAGCAGACGUCGGUUACGAAAGAUGAGCAGACUGAUUUAAUUAAGGGAAAAGGAAAAGGGCUUAUCCUGCUAUUACAUGGAGCGCCUGGGGUUGGAAAAACUACUACUGCGGAGGGUAUUGCCGAACUUUUCAAAAAGCCACUGUUUCAAAUCACCUGCGGUGAUCUUGGCUCCACAGCUCGUGAAGUGGAGGAGGAACUCGAGAGAAACUUUGCAUUGGCCAGUCGAUGGGGUUGUAUCUUGCUCUUGGACGAGGCUGAUGUCUUUCUUUCUGCUCGAGAUCGCAUGGACUUUGUUCGAAAUGGACUUGUCGCCGUGUUUCUUCGCGUACUGGAAUAUUAUACGGGCAUCCUGUUUUUAACUACGAACCGUAUUGGGGACUUUGAUGAAGCUUUUGCUUCUCGAGUUCACAUGAGUCUCUAUUAUCCUGAACUUGACGAGGAAAAGACAAUUCGAGUUUUUGAGCUCAACCUCGAACUCAUUCGAGAUCGAUUCAAGCAGCAGGGCCGCGACAUCGAAUACGACGACUCUUCAAUCGAAGACUUUGCACGAGAGCACUAUCUUCAGCACAAGUUUGGUCGAUGGAACGGUCGUCAGAUACGUAACCUCUGUCAGACAGCUUUGGCAUUGGCCGAAUAUGACGCGCAAGGAGAAGAGCUCGACGCUGAAAUCGAUAAGAGCGUUCCAGUGAAUCUGAAGCUGCGAUAUUUCAAGGUAGUGCAGAAGGCAUAUUUGAACUUUGCAGAGUAUCUAGGCGACAUACGCGGGACGAAGGGCGAUCGCAGGGCUAUCGAUUUUGGACUGCGGGCGAGGCAGGACACCCCGUAUCAAACUAGACCUAGUCGUUUUGCUCAAAAGGCGGAAGAGAUGUCAGCUCAAGACUGGAAGGGGAAUCCUCCUGGAUUAUCGUCAUCUGAUUCUUCACAAUAUCGUAUGCCUUCUCAGGGAGAUCCAUUCCAGCCUCUCAAUCAUGGUCAAAUGUUCGCUGGUCAGAAUACGAACAUGCCACCUCAACAAUACCAGCCUUAUCCACAACAGCAGCAGCAGCAGCAGCAUCCACAACACCACCACCAGCAGCCGGUGGCAACGGUGGAUGGUAUGGGCUAUAACCUGUCAUCUGGCUCGGCAUAUGUCGGACAAAGUCAUAACAAUCCUCGCAUGAUGCAGACCCAACAGCCUGAUGUUCAAUAUAUGCAGUAUCAGCAAGGAAGUCAUGGAGCUCCCCGAAAUAUGAACGUCAAUCUGCAAGGCUCUCCUGUUCCACAGAAUAACUUCCAGGGACAGCAACAAGAGCAAAGAUACAGCAAUGUUCCCCAGGGCCAGGGACUUACUUCACAAGUACAGGUUUCGUCGAUUAGCAUUGCGGACAACUCGUCUAGUUACAGCUAA